CGCUGCUCACGGCUACGCGCAUGCGCCCUCACGCAACCCUCGUGCCAGCUGACGCGCUGUUGCUAAGCAACCGAGUAAUCAGAGUAACCAGGGACACCGGCGCUGCUUCACGACAAUGCUGAAGGGCCGCAGUUCCAGAGCAGACAGAAGGAAGCAGGCAGUGAUUGCUGGAGCUCUUCAGGAUCACAUCAUCCGGAAUGUUCCACAGCUCCACAGCUCCAGCCUUCCAUCAUUACCUUCCACACGACUCUUACACACACACACACGCCGUCAUGGUGAUGAUGAUGAUGGUGAUGAUGAGCUGGAGUUUGUGCUGGACUCAACUCCGCCUCCGCUCACGCUCGCUCAGAAGCUAGGUUUAGUAGCAGCUCCUGGCUGCAGCAGAAGGCUGAGUGUAGACGAGUGGACGGAGGUGAAAUCUCGCUCUCUGCGGAACGGAGACUCCACUCAGCCCUGCAGCAUCUGCACAGAGGAGUUCUGCCUCCAGCCGCAGGUUUUACUCUCCUGUUCACACGUCUUUCACCAAGUGUGUUUGAGGAAGGUUGAGCGCUUUUCGGGGAGGAAGUGUUGUCCACUCUGCAGGACAGAGCAAUAUGAGACUAGAGUGAUACACGAUGGAGCGAGACUCUACAGAGAGAAGUGUGCUCUCAGGAUUCAGGCCUGGUGGCGAGGCUGUGUGACCCGGAAGUGCUACAGAGACAUGAGGAAAGUGGUUCCUCCGAAUGAUCCACAGCUGCGACACACAUUCUUUCAGCUGAAGUUUCAGGAGCUGAAUGAUAGUCUGGUUCAGUCAUUCAGCAGUGACGUGGACUCGUUCCUGCGCGAUCUCGACCACAGCGUUGCUCAGAGCCGAGACGUCUUCCAGCUGUUCGAUCUUCUCCACAGCAGCAGCAGCGGAGUGCAGGAGGAGGAGUGGAUGAAGGCACAGGAGAAGGCGAUCCAGCGGGAAGCUCGCGACUGUCCGAUCUGUCUGACCCCUCUGAGCGGCGCCCGCUCGUGCACUCCGGUCGUCCUGCUUUCCUGCUCCCACCUGUUCCAUCAGUCGUGCCUGAGAGCGUCCGAGCACUUCUGCCAGGAGGGCGGCGCCACCUGCCCACUCUGCCGCCGUCACUACGUCUCGAUGCCCCUUUAUGACCUCGCCCACUAACAUACCGUAUAAGGAAAGAUGACAUCGGUGCUCCCGCAUUACAUCAGCUUGGAUUAUGCAAAGCAGGGAGACGUUGCAAGGUCACUGCGCAUCUGGACAGCGAAGAAAUGCAGGAAAUGAGCCAAGAGCAAGGACACACACACACACACACACUCUCACACACUCGCACGCGGUCCUUUGUAGAGAGAAAGUUUCAUGGUGAUUAGUUGUAGUAUAUGGAAGCAGCUUGGUCUCAGUAUUUUGCAACCUUCCUUCAAAGGCAGUUUCACAGAUUCAUGACACCGCUGCCAAAUUCUGACCCCAGCAUCGAGCGACUGGACUGUGGUGGGAAUGUGGGCAGUUUGGAUGAUGGUCAGAUGUUGCUUUUUUUCAGCGGCUCAGGCUGUGGUGGUGGUGUGGGGAAUCUAACACCAUCCAGUCUAGCCUCGUCUGACCACUGCAACCAGAAAAGAAGAAAACCUGUCUCCCUCUCUGUGUCUAUACACCUGUCUCUUUCUAUCUGUCUCUGUCCACCUGUCUCUCUAUUCAUCCAUCUGUCUGUCUCUCUGUCCAGCUGUCUGUCUCAUUAUGCAUCUGUCCACCUGUCUCUCUCUAUCUGUCACUGUCCACCUGUCUCUCUAUUUAUCCAUCUGUCUGUCUCUCUGUCCAGCUGUCUGUCUCUCUUUCUUUAAUCAGUCAUUCAUCUGCCUCCAUAUGCAUCUGUCCACAUGUCGUUCUCUCUUUCCACCUGUCUCGCUCUGUGUCUACCUGUCUCUCUCUAUCUGUCACUGGCCACCUGUCUCUCUGUCCAGCUGUCUGUCUCUUUCUCUAUAAUUAAUCAUCCAUCUGUCUCAAUAUGUAUCUGUCCACCUGUCUCUCUCUGUCCACCUGUCUCUCUCGUUAUCCAUCUCUGUCAACCUGUCUUUCUGUUCAUCCAUCUGUCUACUUCUCUUUCUCUGUUAUUACCUGUCCAUCAAUCUCUACAGCUAUCUGUCUCUCUGCCCAGCUGUCUAUCCAUCCAUAUGUCUCCAUAUGUAUCUGUCCACCUGUUUCUCUCUCUCUGUCAACCUGUCUCUCUGUCCAUCCAUCUGCCUACCUCUCUCUAUCUGUCUCUCUGUCCAGCUCUCUGUCUGUCUCUAUCACUCUUUAAUCAUUCAUCCAUCUGUCUCUGUAUGUAUCUGUCUCUCUGCCUUUCCACCUGUCUGUCUAUAUAUCUGUCUCUCUGUCCAUCCAUCUGCCUACCUCUCUCUAUCUAUCUGUCUCUCUGUCCAGCUCUCUGUCUGUCUCUAUCACUCUUUAAUCAUUCAUCCAUCUGUCUCUAUAUGUAUCUGUCUCUCUGUCUUUCCACCUGUCUGUCUGUAUAUCUGUCUCUCUGUUCAUCCAGCUAUCUAUCUCGGAAAAGAAGAAAUCCCAUCUCUGGUAUUUGACCCUGACGUGACCUCGAGUCUGUCUGAUCGCUCUGAAUAAAUCCACCUUUGAGGCCUUGUGCUUGAGGGUCUCUCGGGCGGACGGACAAGCGGGAAGACCGUUUUAGAAGACCGUUUGUGUUGUCACUCAUCACAAGACCCGCCCCCUUUUGCACCUCAGUACAGAGUUUAACUGCCCUGUAAGCAUUAACUGGUGGGUGGUGGUGGUGGUGGUGGGGGUUGUAUUUAUCCUUUCUGAAGGAGAGCGAGAGGGAAGAGGGGGGAGGGGGAUCAGUUCCCGUGUGGCGCUCACUUUGCAAUUCCACUCAAGGAUUUCGGACAUUUGUUUCAGAAAGCCGCUCUGAUCAAAAAAAAAAAAAAAAAAAAAAAAGAUUCUUUGUUCCUGAAGAGCGGCGCUCGGCCGAGAUGAAAGAACGCGCAAUAAAUGUAAACAUAAACACGCCUCUCUGUCGUUUCUUUCUAGCUGCAGCACCUGCCCUGAAAAAAAGAACGAACAAAAAAAACACACUUUCCUGAUAAGCUCGGUUCUCUCUGCGAGGCUGAAUGCGAGGCUGAUUUUUCCCAGCAUGCCAUGCGCUCAGGCAUUCCUCAUCGCCGCCCGGCUUUUGUGGCGGCGCAACAUCAAACGGGAGAUCGCAAUAAAGUCGAAUUUUUUUAUCGGGGUGGGACGCUCAGA
Messenger RNA from Hemibagrus wyckioides, 3229 nucleotides. It is a transcript of the gene rnf32, whose product is annotated as ring finger protein 32. The record is from RefSeq and is a predicted model, not a curated record. The coding region runs from base 116 to 1147 and encodes 343 amino acids. NCBI's taxonomy places the organism in Eukaryota, Metazoa, Chordata, Actinopteri, Siluriformes, Bagridae. The transcript is spliced from 9 exons. Gene Ontology annotation, molecular function: protein binding.